Molecule: messenger RNA, 2538 nt
Organism: Nothobranchius furzeri (turquoise killifish)
Lineage: Eukaryota; Metazoa; Chordata; Actinopteri; Cyprinodontiformes; Nothobranchiidae
Source: RefSeq, a predicted model, not a curated record
UUCUGCUUUUGUUCCUCCUGCUGCUGGAUCAUGGUAGCCUUUGUCGGUCUUCUCUGGAUCUUAUUCCAUGGCACACGAGGAAGUCCGGUUCUCCGGUGGGACCCGGUGGAGCCUGUGAGGCCGACAGAGGACGGAGCUUCCGGCUCAGAUUUUUACCGCCUCCCGGUCUUUCUGCACGCACCACGACCUCUGGUACCUCCGGACCUGUUCCGACCCGCUCCUGUUAAAGAGCCUCUUCCUGCAGGUCUGAACGCUCUCCUGGUGCCGCCAACGAGACCAGACCAUAACGUCCCGGGCAGGGGCGCACGCGCCGUGGAAGCCUGGUGCGGGACGGAGACUGUUUCUGUGCGCGUGGACCGGAUUCUACUUCGUUCUUGGACCGCUCCGGACAGGUUCAGACUGGGUUCAUGUGAAGCCAACUCCGUCUCCUCGCGGUACCUGUUUUUCUACUAUGGGCUGAAGGAGUGUGGAGGAACCCUUCAGGUUGUUGGUGGUGAGCUGGUGUAUACGUAUGUACUGAGCUACACUCCGCCCCCACAAGGUUAUGUUAUCAGAGUUUUCCCGGUUAAACUUCCUAUCCACUGCCGUUAUAACAGGUUUCAUUACUCUUAUAAGAUUGGCUUCAGACCACAAGUUCAACAUAAAACAUUUCUGAAGGGUAUCAAGAGUAAACUAACUUUCAGCCUCUCCAUCUGUAAUGCGGACUGGAAGCCCAUCCCCUCAGGCCAUACGUUCCUUUUAGGAGAACCGUUGUAUUUCGUGGCUCAGGUGAGAACCCUGAUGGCUGGGGAGAGGCUGUAUGUGGACUCAUGCUAUGCAACAAGCUCAGAGGAUCCAGGCAGCUUACCCAAAGUUGAUAUUAUCAGCAACUAUGGCUGCAUGACGGACAGCUGGAGGGAAGGCAGCAGCUCUCGCUUCUUGUCAGGAAAGAGCAGUGUGGUAAAGUUUUCUGUGGAUACCUUCUUGUUCAGGGAAGUUUCACAAGUGCAGUAUCUUCAUUGUUCCCUAUCAGUGGGUCUCAGCUCCUCUUCCAUCAGUAAAUCCUGCAGCUACAACAAGACUGCUGGCAGGUGGGAAGAGCUGAUAUCAUCAUCAUCUGUGUGUUCCUGCUGUGGUUCUGUGUGUGCUGGCGAGGAGACCUCUUUCCAGAACAGAGUCAGAAGUUCUGGCUGGUUUGUUGAUCCAAAAGAGGGCAAGAAAACACCUGAGAUGCGACCAAGAUUUUUCCAAGCAAAAGAGGGUGAAGAACCACUGGGUCAAGACGAGAGUUGGAAGGAUGACGUGAAUGUCACUCAUGAAGGUGUCCAGACUUUUACCGAGGAGACCAGAAAUGGCUAUAAGGAACGUAAAGGAGAAUUGAGGUCUACAACAGUCCGUCAUCAGGAGACGACUGGAAAAGAACCAGAGGGAGGUGAGACAGAGGUGGUAGUCAUGAAGAAGGAAACGUUCAACGUCAUGUCCGAUGAAAGCGGGUCACAUGGCAAUGAAAUGAGCCGGUUCAGGGAUAUGGGACCAGAUUUUAGGGAUAAACGUAUUCAUGUCUUAUCUAACGAUGAUGGCAGAACCAACAGUACUGUAAUGACCCAGGGUGAUGUUUCCAUAGAUGACACUCCAGUUUGUCCAGGUGGACUCAGCUGUAGAGCGGGAAGCACUGCCUCUAAUGGACCUGGUACCAGCUAUGGUUCUACUGGUGCAGAGCACUUCAGCACCUAUAAUAUUAGUAGUUCUGACUCUUCUGUGUUCCUUCACCCUGUGUCAGAAAAUGGACAGCCUGAGGUGGAGGCGAGCCCAAGCCCAAAACGGAUCGUGUGUGAGCAAGCGGCUGAAGGUGAGGACCUACGGAUCAGAGGGUUGGAAUCUGGGUUCAGAGACAAGAUCUGUAAAGAUGUUAGUGAGUCAGAUUUUGAUUCUGGAGCUAUAGGGGAAGUUCUUCAUCAAAGCUUGCUUAAUGGAGAAGUGGAACUAUCUGCCACCGCUUCAAGACUGCAUACAGCUGGUUCUCUUUCAUUUGAAUCGGAACCAGUGCAAGGAGCCAACUCCAGUCACUCUGCUACAGUCACCACUUCUCUUCAUGUCCGUGACCCUCUAACAGCCAGUCAAUGGGCAGAACUGGUACCAGAGUGGGUUCUGGAGGAUCUGGCUUUUUUGGUCAAGAAGCCAGCUGAAGCUGCUUCUUGAAGAUUGAAUGUGUUCUUCAUCUCUGAGGUGUUUCAGGGUUAACGCUGGUUUUAUUGUCUGGAUAUGGAAGCUUUGAUCUGGAGAUCAGAGAGAAAUCUGUUUUCUUUUCUUGAUCGACAUCAAACUUACCCAGUCUUUAAUUCUAACUUCACAAAUUCCCUCACUGUUAACUAUCUGUCAGAAAUGUAGAGGUCACCAAGCUGGUGUUAAAAGUGAAAACCUAAAUGUUUUUAGACUUGGAGCGACACGUGAAUCAUACAAACUGUGUUGGACUGUUUAAUAAACCUCAACUACAUCCCUGAAAAGUUUGUUUUCACUUUGGUUUGAGUGUUUUGAUUUAAUAAAUUGUUUCCUUUAUAA